AUGGGUAGAGGAAAAGUUGAGAUUAAGAAGAUUGAGAACGUCAAUAGCCGGCAAGUGACGUUCUCAAAACGGCGCGGCGGAUUGCUAAAGAAGGCAAAAGAAUUGGCCGUCUUGUGUGAUGCACAAGUUGGCGUUAUAAUUUUUUCUGGCACUGGAAAGCUCUAUGAAUUCGCCAGUUCCCGUAUUCCAGCCAGCAGACAGUACGUAAAAGAACGGUCAGUUACGAGGCUCGGAUCUUUACAAGUUUAUAUUCUUUCAGAGCAGACAGUACGUAAAAGAACGGGGCCAGUAGAAAGCAAUGUAGUAACCUCUAGCAGGGAAGAUAAAUACACUAGUGAAGAAGAAUGGGAUGCUGAGGCAACUACAGCAGCAAUUGAGCAGGCUCGAGAAAAGAAAUUUAAUUCAAAUUUAAAGGAUGAAUCAGUAGUCUUUAGGGUAGACUCCGCAAAGGGAGGGACUAUUAGAAUUAGAAGAAGUGUUCAAAGAAACGCAGACACCGCAGAGAGUGGAUCUGUUAGAUCAGAAACCGCAGAUACUGGAGUAGACACCGAAGAGGGUGGAUCUACUAGAUUUAAAGGAAAUAGAAGACAAAUUGCAAGAGAAAAUCACGGAAACGCAACGACGCCCUAG
Molecule: messenger RNA, 630 nt
Organism: Olea europaea var. sylvestris
Lineage: Eukaryota; Viridiplantae; Streptophyta; Magnoliopsida; Lamiales; Oleaceae
Product: MADS-box transcription factor 21-like
Exons: 5
Coding region: 1-630 (209 amino acids)
Biological process (GO): positive regulation of transcription by RNA polymerase II
Molecular function (GO): protein dimerization activity; RNA polymerase II cis-regulatory region sequence-specific DNA binding; DNA-binding transcription factor activity, RNA polymerase II-specific
Source: RefSeq, a predicted model, not a curated record